AUGAGCAGGUCCGCGGCGCUGCUGCUGCUGCUCUGCCUGCUGGGCUGCAACGUGUGGAAAGCGGUGACCAAGACCUUGCGGGAGCCCCGAGCUCAAGAAGUGACAUUGAAGGUCCACAUCAGUGACGCCAGCACCCAUCAGUCAGUCAACGAAGCCUUCAUUGAGAUAUUUACCAACCAGGUCUCUAUUGCCUCUGGAACAUCAGGAGCAGAUGGCACAGCUUUCAUCAAGUUUCAGUAUCAACUGGGCAGUCAGCUGAUCGUCACGGCCAGUAAGCCUGCAUAUGUACCAAAUUCUGCACCAUGGAAACCCAUACGGUUACCUGUGUUUUCUUCUCUAAGCCUUGGCCUGCUCCCUGAGCGAUCAGCUACUCUGAUGGUAUAUGAAGAUGUCGUCCAGAUAGUCUCAGGAUUUCAAGGUGCUCGGCCACAGCCUCGGGUUCAUUUCCAGAGACGAGCCCUGAAGCUGCCGGAGAACACCAGCUACAGUGACCUGACUCCUUUUCUCACAGCUUCCAGUGUCCCAGCAGAAGUGGACAGUUUCCCGUAUUUACGAGGAUUAGAUGGAAAUGGAACAGGGAAUAGCACCAAGUAUGACCUGACCCCUGUCACUGCAGUCAGCGUUCACCUGCUCCGCGGCGAUGGGACCCCAGUCGUGGUGGAUGGGCCUAUUUAUGUCACGGUUCCUCUGUCUCCACAAAGCAGCCUGAGGCACAAUGCACAUGUUACUGCAUGGCGAUUUGACCAAAAGCUUGGAACGUGGCUGAAAAGUGGCUUAGGCCUCGUACAGCAGGAAGGGAAUCAGCUGACGUGGACCUACAUUGCCCCACAGCUGGGGUACUGGGUGGCAGCCAUGUCUCCCCCCAACCCAGGUCCUGUUGUAGCGCAAGACAUAACUACGUAUCACACGGUAUUUCUUUUGGCCAUUUUAGGAGGAAUGGCCUUCAUACUUUUGAUUUUGCUGUGUCUUCUUUUGUAUUAUUGCAGGAGGAAAUGUUUAAAACCUCGUCAACACCACAGAAAACUUCAGCUUUCUACAGCCCUAGACAGUUCCAAAAAAGAUCAGUCAACAUCCAUGUCCCAUAUAAAUUUACUGUUUUCCCGACGAGAAUCGGAAUUUCCUGGCACCCUAUCAGUUGCCAGCCAUGGGCGCCCAGAUCCAUCAGGCACAAAGGAACUGAUUGGUGGUGUUCAUACAGAGAUGCUGUCUUCUAGUGGUGAAGCAGAUUUGCACACCCCAAUGCUCAAACUUUCAUACAGCACCUCACAAGAAUUUAGCUCCCGAGAGGAACUUCUUUCCCACAAAGAAGAGGAUAAGAGCCGAAUAUCCUUUGAUAAUGUGACACCAAGCGGGACCUUAGGAAAGGACUACCAUAAAUCUGUGGAGGUUUUUCCUUUAAAAUCGAGAAAAUCUGUGGAGAGAGAAGGCUAUGAAUCCCCACUCAAGGAUGAUUACAGGAGGAGUUAUAACUCUAUGUUGUCCCAGCCUUUAUUUGAAAAGCAAGACAGAGAAAUCCAAGCCUCCAUUAAUCACAUUUCUGCGGGAAGCAAGCUCACUAUUCAGGAACAGAUGUACCCUACGUCAUCAUCCCCUGAAAAAGAGCAACUGCUAGAUCGCCGGCCAACAGAGUGUAUGAUGUCCCGGUCCGUGGAUCAUCUCGAAAGGCCAACUUCUUUUCCUCGGCCAGGCCAGCUGAUCUGCUGCAGCUCCGUUGACCAGGUCAAUGAUAGCAUUUAUAGGAAAGUCUUGCCUGCUUUGGUCAUCCCCGCUCAUUAUAUGAAAUUGCCAGGGGACCAUUCCUAUGUGAGCCAGCCACUGGUUGUCCCAGCGGACCAACAAGUUGACAUAGAAAGACUUCAGGCAGAGUUUUCCAGCCCUCAUGCCCAACUCUUCCCACAUCCCUCCACCCAGAUGCAAUCCCAGCAGCUAUCUUCACAAGCAAUAUCGCAGCAGCACUUACAAGAUGCAGGCUCCCAUGAGUGGAGCCCACAGAAUGCUUCCAUGUCAGAAUCUUUGUCCAUCCCUGCAUCCCUUAACGAUGCAGCUUUGGCUCAAAUGAAUAGUGAGGUACAGCUUCUAACUGAAAAGGCUCUCAUGGAACUGGGAGGAGGGAAGCCACUUCCCCAUCCUCGGGCCUGGUUUGUGUCUCUGGAUGGAAGAUCUAAUGCUCACGUUAGACAUUCAUACAUUGAUCUCCAAAGAGCUGGAAGGAACGGGAGUAAUGAUGCCAGUUUAGAUUCUGGUGUUGAUAUGAAUGAACCAAAAUCUGCCCGAAAGGGUAGAGGAGACCACUUAUCCCUUCAGCAGGGGCACCCGCCUGUGCCGGAGCAUCAGCAUAGAGAGCAGAGUGUCCCGGACAGCACAGCCUACACACAGCUAGUGUACCUGGACGAUAUGGACCAAAGCGGCAGUGAGUGUGGAACCACGGUGUGCACCCCUGAGGACAGCACCCUGCGUUGCCUGUUGGAUGGGGCUGGUCGGAGGAGUGGUACCCAGCUGCCCAGCCUGCAGGAGGAAACGAUAAAGCGAACUGUGGAAGCCCCACCUGAGGCAUUAGCUAGUCCUGAACGUGGAAGAUCUGCCCACGAGGAAGACGAAGAUGAUGAAGACGAUGAAGACGACCAAGGAGAAGACAAGAAAAGCCCAUGGCAAAAGCGAGAAGAGAGACCACUGAUGGCUUUUAACAUAAAGUGAGCUGUUGCAGAUCCACCUUUCUGUGGAGUAUAAAAUUGCCAAAUAUUCUUUCUAUGGAAGCGCUUACUUGUUUGUGGAAAAGACAAAAAAAAAAAAAAAAAACA
This is a messenger RNA of Vombatus ursinus (common wombat), 2798 nucleotides long. It is a transcript of the gene FAM171A1, whose product is annotated as family with sequence similarity 171 member A1. The record is from RefSeq and is a predicted model, not a curated record. The coding region runs from base 1 to 2694 and encodes 897 amino acids. The transcript has 8 exons. Gene Ontology annotation, biological process: regulation of cell shape; stress fiber assembly. Gene Ontology annotation, cellular component: plasma membrane. Lineage: Eukaryota; Metazoa; Chordata; Mammalia; Diprotodontia; Vombatidae.